This is a messenger RNA of Spirodela intermedia, 12973 nucleotides long. The record is from the annotation of a GenBank genome assembly. Lineage: Eukaryota; Viridiplantae; Streptophyta; Magnoliopsida; Alismatales; Araceae.
AUGGGGGACGGUGACGGCGGCGACGACAACCUCUCCAUAGAAUUGAACUCCCUGUUCGCUAUGCUCGACGGGCAUCCGGAUUCCACUGUAAGCCCCACGCCUCUCCUUCUCUCUUCCUUCACAAAAAAAAACGAAAUCCAGAUAAGGUUGCGCAGUUGACGAUUUUUGAUUGUGGUGGGAUCCGUGUCGACUUGAGUUGGUCUGCCCCAUCUAGAAUAAGGUUUUGCUUCUUUCCUAACGUCGAUAACCUUGCGAUAUAUCAUCAUCAUCAUAUUGGAGCACUAGGCUAGAGUUGGGGGUAAAAUUCCUGACUUCAACUUUACAUGGUAUUUGAGGGAUCCACAUGUUUAUCUACUUACGAUUGGUCCCAAGAUAAUGACUGCACAUAAACUUCUCAGAGCAUUGUUAGAACGGUGAUUUUGAACUUCCAAAUUGUAACUGAUUUCAUUGUUGAGGUUGCACUAUUGGAGAUUUGGCUUUGUGGUGAUCUGGAGGGCAUCUGAGGAAAAUGUUAUUCACGAAGCUUGAUUAUCUGCUUUCUGAUCAGUGAAUUGGUGUUGGGAAUAUAAUAUAUGUAUAACUAACUUGAGACAGAUGCUCAAUUAUUUAGUCAUUUGAUAUCCUUGAAGAAUACUGGAUUUAAAAAUUCCAGAUUGUAGGACCAGUAUAUAUUGCUCCAUAAUAUUAAUCAUACCUCUGAAAUUUGUGCAUAUUUUAAUACUUUGGGUGAUGUGAAGUGUCACCUUAUUUUUUCAUCCCUUAUGCUUCUUGUUGAUUUAGUGUUGCUCCUUUUUGUCUACCCAUUUGAGGAAACAGAGGUAAAAUCCAGAUUGGUGUAGAAACUAUUUUCUUCAUUCUGAGUCCUCCCUGCAGUGCUGUACACAUGUUCUGAUUGAGAUUAAUGAAUCAUUUAGGAUCCCUCGUUUUCAUUUGUUAAAAGAUUUACAAAGAUGUUCGAACCGCAUUAAUUAAAAUCUUGGCUGACAAGGUCGAAUAUGGUGCUAUACGAAUUGUCGCAAAUAUUCACAAAAAGAUUCAGCCCUCAAGAAGAUACAUCUUUCACUAGGAUGAACUGCCUUUCCACGCUUCAUUUUUCUCAGCAUUGCAGGUGACACUGGUAUUGAUAGCCAUUAUUCAUCUUUCUUUUGUGGUAAGGAUAGGAGGUAAUUUGAGAAGUCAAUGAAGUUUCAGAAAAUUAUGGAUCAUUGUGUUCCCCCUAUGGAAGAGAGAAGAACUGAUUUCUUCCUGAGUUGAUUGAAGCUAUUAUGUUUUCCUUCACCAAUUGAUUCUUAAUCAGAUCCAAGAUAAACAAGGCAUCAGAUGACAUUCGCCCUUUUAUUUGACCGUAAUAAAAAUGUAGCACGAUAAAUGUCCUUAAGUAAAACAUAUUCAACAUCGUCCCACAAGGAGUAUCUGAUAGAGACUAUUUUUUAUCUCACUAUUUUUCUGCUGUCCUCUUCAUUAUUUCCAUGUACUCACCAAAAUAUUUGAGAAUAUAUUGAGAUUCAAGUUAUAGGAGACUCAGUGAGCUCUUCCACUUCCGAAGACUGCUACCUGCUAUCAGAAAUUAUUUCACUGGUAUACAUGGGAUGGGCACAUUGAGGCAUUUUGUGUUGCUAUUUACCAGUAUUUCUCAUAAGCUAUUCUGGAUGAUUUUUUUUCCUUACAGCAAUUAUUCUUAAUGAUUUAUUUCCUUAGAUGCAACGUUUGGUUUUCAAACUCUUACAGCAGAACUUGAACUUACAGAGAAUCCAUGAAGAUGAUUUGCUAGCCGACCCGAUUGAGGAAAAUCGUCAUUUUCGGACGGCGUCACCACCUGAAGAUGGUAAUUAAUCUAAGCUUCCUAAACUCUUCCUAAUUUCGGCCUGAAGGAUAAGUUAGUUGUCAAACAUUGAUAUGCACUGACUUGCUGAAUUUUCUUUUCUGAUGUUUUUUCUUUGUGUCUCAGGAGAUCUGUUGAUGACUCUCCAGCCAGUAGAAGAACUUGAACGCUCAAGAGACACUCUAUUAGACGAUUCAGAUGCAUCUAGUUUUAAGGAAGGAUCUGGGUUGGUGUCAUUAUGUGAGGGUGUGGGAAACCAGAACAACUUUAAUCUGUAUGACACAUCGUCCGAACUUGUGAAUCCUUAUGAUCCACAUCAGAUUGAUACAUCUCGGAAUGCAAGUUAUACACCCGAUUCCUUAUGUUUAUCAACCUCGGGAAAUGAAAAUGUUUUGAUAAAUUAUGAUGGAUGCUCUGCUGCUCCCUCUCUAUCCGGGAGCUCUCAAUAUCAGAAAAUGUGGUCUCAGGUUUCAGGAACACCUGGGAUACCUGUACACAAGUCUAUUCAUGGUACACAAAUUACAGAACGUGUGAAUGAUAUUCAGUUUGGACUCAGAGAAGGGCAAAAAUCGGGACAAGGAAGAGCCAGGUCUCGACUCAAACUUGAAGCAGAGCCCUGGAAAGAUAAAUCAUUCAUCUCGUCCUCGGAUUGUUUGCAACAAAUCGAAGCAAGAGGUGGCUUUUGCUUUGCAUUGACUUUUUUUUUGUAUCGUGUGAUGACAUGUACUGAGAUCUUGCACUCUUUAACUGCAGGUUCUUCUCAUUUCAUGUCAAUCAGGCCUUAUGGUUUUGACAGUGCUCACAAUGGUGUUUGCACAAAUGAUUCAUUGAACACAAAUACACAAGCUGAGUUAUGCCGGACUGCAUCAUAUUCAUCCAAUGAUCGGGGUUUCAUUUCAGAAAACAUUCUUAAGAAUAACGAUGGGGAUAUAGAAUUGACAUGGAAUUCCUUGAAUAAUAACGAGUGCUAUGGUGGUCUUUCAGCUGAGAGCACCUCCAUACCUUUUUUGCCCGAUCAGUUGUCCCAGUCAUUUACUUCAGGUGACAGAAAACAUAUGACUAAUUGGAAGGAUAAAGCAGAAAGCCAGGAGCACAAACCCCUGGACUAUCUUGAUAAUGGAGUUGAGCUAUGCCUACCAGGGGAAACAUUAUACGGCGCUAUGCUUGAUUCCUAUUUUGUGGAUUCUGAUUCAUCUCAGUCAGAAAUGUCAUGCGGUGAGACAAAGAAUAUUGAGGUUCUUCAGUAUUUGCCCAUGGAAGAUUCUUGGUCAUUAUCUCUUGGUGAAAAUUACUCCAAUGGUCAUUGCAGACCUCUUCCUAGUUCAUCCAAAAGAUCACUACCUGACUCUUACCCAUUCAUUCAAAAUAAGAAAACAAAGGAUUAUAUGGAGAAUACAAAAAAGGAAGAACUCAUGCUCCCCCAAUGGCCAUGUCAUUCUGUGGAGGGUGUUAGACCAGUACUCCCUGUAAAUCAAUCUGGAAGCAUUACAAAUCUGGACGAGGAUCCUGAUGUAUGCAUCAUUGAUGAUAUUACUAAUGUUGGCCUUCCAACAAGCCUGUUAGUGCCAAAAAAGUUUCAACUGGGACCACCACGAUAUGGCUCUAGUUAUGCUUGUCAAUCUCGAGCAAAUUCCUCAAAGCUUCAGUCAGAUGACGAAAAGUUGGCUUUUCAGAUUGCACUGCAGGUCCUUUCCCAUUCUCCAUGCUAGCUUUACUUUUUAAUAUUUGACACAUUUCUCUGUUGAUGUAUAUAAAUCAUCACUUUUAUUUAAGUCUGGAAGAUUUACACUCUUUUUUUUAAAAUUAUGGAAUAAUUAGGCAUUGAAUUUUGGCAUAUUUGUUCUGUUUACUUUCGUUUGAAGUCUAAAUUUUCUUUGGGUGUGUUUGGUAGACAUUUGAAAAAUGUCUUGUGUGUGGAUCUCUUGGGCGUAAUUUUUUGCUUUCCUUAAUUUAACUGCAUAAUAUGCUGCAUGGUAACUUAAGUGGCUUUUCUGAAUUUCUAUGUACAAUUAAACCCAACGUCUUCUAGAGCAGUAUUCAUUUUAAAAAGGCAAAUUAUGAGCUGUGUUUUAAGAGAGUGCAACAUUGUUUUGAGUGAGGGGUAAGGGAGAUGGGUAUUGACUAGUUAAGUCAAUUACUUCUAAACCUAGUACAAAGAGAAUUGAAAAUAUGAGCUUGUUGACAGAAGUAGGAGUGAUUUGUCUGCACCUUUCUGAUCCAAUCCUUAGCCCUUUAAAAAUUGUUUCAUCUAGGACUGUGAAAAGUUACCUUUCUGGAGACUUGUAGAUCGGUAUGCAACUCUGCAUCUACUGAGGCGCAUCUCUAGUUCAACCUUGGAAUCCAUCUGGAUAUAUGAAGAGGAUGCGUAGCAGUUUACACUAGACAUCUGAUAAAACGUUUGAGCUUUUCUUGUAGUUUAAAAUUGACAACGUGAUUCUUACAACAGACUGGGUAAAACUAGAUGGUGCUGCCUCUAGUCCUUUUUAUUCUGCAAAUAUCGUUCAUAAUUUUCUAAGUGGGAGCUUUCUGACUUUUUCCCCCCAUGAAUUUCAAUGCCUGCGUCUAUUCCAUACAAUCAAUUUGAAGGGCGAAGACCUUUGGUAGUAUUCGAAUAUUUUUAUCAGUGAACCAUAAGACUACUGAAAAAAGGGCUUUUUUGCUUCCUUAGUGUAGACAUUUGAGUGCUUACUUUACUGAAAGCCUUUAUUUCAUAAAAAAAUUCAUUCUUCCUUUCCAUUCUCCAAAAUAUUAAAUUUUUUCAGGGAUAGUUUUUCUAAUUGGACCGUGGAUUUGUUAACUGUCCCUAGCUCUGAUUGCACCAGAUCUUUUGGAAGCUGAGAACUCAUUACUUGGUUGAUGGUGAAUGCACUGCAGAACUAGUGGUAAAGGAAGUUUUGGAUGAGGAAAGGCCACCUUUUAGAGUUUUCUCUAAAGGGAGCAAAGAAUGGACUUGGGAAUAACUGUUUUACCCCCUCCCGUUUGACAUUCCUAGUUUGGUUGUCCCUUUGACAUCUUAUAAUGGAUUAAAAUACUGUUUUUGUUGGACAUUUAGUUUAGUUAUGCUCUGGGAACUGUAUUCACCUUUUUGCUAUCCCUUCAAUAUUUUUCUUUUCUCUCCAUAUAAACCAAACCAGUAGGCUCUUGAAAAUGUGCCGUUGGCUGGGAAAGAGUAAAUUAAGGAGACUGCGGAGUUUGAUGAGUGGGAAUAUCAGAAAAUAUCUCAUAUGAUGAGUUGAAAGGAUAUUGGCAAGGGUAGCAAUUUUGUGUUAUAAUUUCUGCCAGUGACUUGUUUGAAUGUCCAGGACAAGUGGCAGGAACAGUAAUCAGAGUACCACUUAAGAUGUAUAAUCAUCAUUGUUGCAAAGGUCCUAAAGAAAGAUAACGACGAAAAUACAGGACACAAAAUAUGAAUUGGUAAUAUAUGAUAAGAUGGAACAGUGGAAUAGGAUUCCUUUAUUGACCCGUUUUGGUUAGGACCCUGUGGUAAGGACAGAUCACGUGAUAAUAUAUAUAAUUUUGUUUGUUUAGAGACGGGCAAUAGAUUGACAAUCCUACUGUUCCAUUAAUUGGCAUAAAUUUUCACGUCAUUGUGAGAAACAUCCUCAGAGCCUUGUUGAAAGAGUUUCAUCAAUUGUUGGAUCAGAUAAGAAUGUCUACUUGAUAACAUACAUUGUUAAAAGGUUGUGGGCAGAAAUAGCCCUAGUUUUACUCAAGUCAUUGGCUGUGUUUUUCAGGUAUGUAUAUAAGCAUUCUCAGAUUUUUAUUUUUAUUUUUUUAAAAUAAUGGAAUGUUUCGCGGCUUCAUAUUAAAUGGUUCAUAACCAGAUCUUGUUAGAUCCAUCUACGUUUUGGAGGUUCACAUAGAGAAGCAGGUGCUGCUGAGGUUCCCAGCUUUUCCGUUCAGUCUCCUCUUCAAACUAACCCUAGCGUCCAGCAGGAUGUAGAAGACAAGUAUCUCUUUGAGAACCAGUGUUACAUCAGCUUUUGUUAAAUUCCAUUCCAACUCCGAGUUACUAAGCUAUAUCUAAGAGUUGGUUUGAAUCAAUAAAUUUCUCUUACUAUGUAAAAUUUGAUCUAAACCUGCAUAAUCUUGAAGCUAUAUUUUGGAAAUUCGGUUUUAUUUAAUGCCAGGAUCUGGCUCAGCCAAAAUUGGAAGCUAGCCCACCUGAAGGAGUUUUGACUGUUCCUUUAUUGAGACACCAGGUACUUUCUUUCAAUUUUCAUGUUCUUGCAUUUGCUAUGCCAAUGUAAUCAUCGGAAAUCAGUCUUACCGAAAUUUCUUGGCAGCGCAUAGCUUUAUCCUGGAUGGUCCAAAAGGAGACAGUUAACCUUCAGUGCUCUGGAGGGAUCCUUGCAGAUGAUCAGGUUGAUUUUACAAUGUCAAAACAAUACUAGCUUGGCUAAUGCAUCAGUUUCAGGACCCUCACCUGAAUAUUUGCUGUCGUUGUUGUAGGGAUUGGGUAAAACUGUUUCGACUAUUGCACUUAUUCUAAUGGAAAGAUCUCCACCAUCCAAAUCUUGUACUACUCCAGCCAACGGUGAAGUUGAAGCUUUGAAUUUAGAUGAAGACGAUGAGUUUGCGAACCCUAUUGCUCUGAAACAGGAGAAUCAAGGUACUCCAACACGUGGAAUGCAGAUCAAAAGUGAGAGUUCUUCUUUGCUCCAGAAAGGCCGACCAGCUGCUGGAACACUAGUUGUCUGCCCGACCAGUGUUCUUCGUCAAUGGGCUGAUGAACUGAAACAGAAAGUUACUAGCAAAGCGAACCUUUCCGUUCUCGUAUAUCAUGGAAGCAAUAGAACAAGGGAUCCCGAUGAACUCAUUAAAUAUGAUGUUGUGCUUACUACAUAUUCUAUUGUGAGCAUGGAGGUUCCAAUGCGGUCAAUUGCUAAUAAAGGCGAUGGGGACAAAGGAGGGGCAGAUGCAAGGGGCUUUUCCAUGGAACCGACUCCUGGUAGAAAAAAGAAAUGUUCUUCAAGUAAUCUAAAGGAUUUAAAGACAGAUGAUGGCAGACUCCACUCUGCUGCUCGCCCUCUGGCUAAAGUGGGAUGGUUUAGGGUAAUAUUGGACGAAGCCCAGACUAUUAAGAAUCACAGGACUCAAGUUGCUCGGGCAUGUUGGGGUCUUCGAGCCAAAAGAAGGUGGUGCUUGUCUGGCACACCAAUUCAGAAUGCUAUAGAUGAUCUUUACAGCUACUUCAGAUUCCUCAGAUAUGAACCAUUUGCUGUUUACAACUCAUUUUGCUCCAAAAUAAAGGUACCAAUCAACAGGGAUCCUAAUGUUGGAUACAGAAAGCUUCAGGCAGUUCUGAAAACAAUAAUGCUUCGUCGUACAAAAGGUGAAAAGCAAAGCUUGAUAUAUGAUUCCUAUCGAUCAAACUCCAACUCCAAACUUUUCAAAAAUGACUAAAUUUUCGACUUAUAAAAUGUUUAUGAGGUUUUUCAUGCUUAAGCUGGCUACACACUGUUACCCUUUAUGCCACUUUUCGCUCAAUUCUUUUUUCUGGAAGUCUGCUUAUUCACUUCAAGGAAAGAGAACUAUAAAAAAAAUGAGGUGAAAAAGACCCUCUGCAUGCUCCCCUUUUGAAAAAACAAUGGUCUUGUGGAUAAGUAGGGAAUUCUAUUUGCAACAUAAAUGUACUUAGGUGGUUCUUGAAUAACAUAAGUGACUUUGUAAUUGAAGUAUCUUUUCCAAUAAUCCUUUCUUCUGCAACCAGGUGAAGAAUUAUCUUCCAUUAUCUCAAUCUCAGUUUAUAAUUUACUUUGGAACUGAUGACUACACCAAACAAUUAUUGCCUCAUUGUUUUUGGCAUUAUAUUGCAACACAGAGUAUUAUUGGAUUACGAGCUGUAAUUCAUGUAAUCAACUAUGGUACAGAAGCCAUUUUAUGUUUUAAAUUCAGGAAGUUUAACAAGACGUCUUUUUUUCCGAGCUUUCUGAUGAUCCACGAGGGUGAAUUUUUUUCUUUUCCGAGCUUGCGCCAAGAAGUUUUUUCGGGGGUUUAAUGUGCUGGUGUCAUGGUUGUUACAGGAACACUCAUUGAUGGCAAACCAAUAAUUAACUUGCCUCCGAGAACAAUAAACCUGAAGAAGGUUGAUUUCUCGAAAGAAGAACGAGAUUUCUAUUCCAGAUUGGAAGCCGAAUCACGUGAGAAAUUUCAGGUAUGGAGUUGUAGCAUCUAGAUUGAUUUAAAUUAUGAUCACUUCAUAUAAAAUCUUGUGAAAUGCUUAAUGAUUUUGAGCGAUAGAGGUGUUUGCCUUACUGUACACAUUUUGCCUUUUUUCUGCUCAAUGCCACUCGUUGUGAUGCUUGCUUCUUCUGUGGUUCUUUCCUCGAUUUUCUUCUGCUUCAUGAAGAUAGUGUUAUCCACUAUUUCUCUUUUAUCUUUGGAUGGGUUUUUCUAGAAAGGUUUGUUGAAGUGUACCCUGGCUGACCGUGCUAAUGAGCCCAUUGAAAAAUUUGAGACCCCCCUUACCUCCAAGUUACCCACUUUGACUGUGUACUUGGUACUAUGACUUAUCAAAUUAGUUGAUACAUCUCGGACUGGAAUUGAGUUUACUCUAUCUGGCUUCUUGGAGAUUGAUCUUAUCUCCCUCAUGAGUGAGUAAAAGAAUAGGAUAGGCCUCCCAUGACAUUUCCUCUUGCAGUUCGCAGAGAAAUGAAGGGGAUGGACAGGAAAAAACAAUAAAAGACAACGUGGUGGAAGAAAAUCGUAUCUCACUACCUUCCAAUCUCUGAUGUCAUUCUCUUCUAUUGCUUUCCAUUGCUAGACGCAUAAGGUGGCUGGCUGUCACUGCCACCUACCGUAGCCAGGGGGAGGGUUACUGGCACUAGGUGAUAAAAAUGGGUUCGUAAUCUACGAGGGACAACAAUCUUAAUAGAUUGUUAUUAUAUUACUUCCAUUCAAAUCAGCUUUCAAUUGUUUAAUAGUCUAUUUCUUUUAGAUAGCUCCUGCUGCUAGUUGAAAGGUUUUCAAUAGGAAUCUAGUGUUUUAAAAAUGGUUACAUACGAACAUAUGAAUUGAAGCUGGUCCGGUUGACAAACAAUGGUAAAACUGGGUUUUCUAUCUUUUUGAGUUUUGAUGCAAGAUCAAGUGGGCCAAUCUUGUUUGGUACUUGUGGAGCAUUGGCAUAUAUAAGUGUAGGCUGUUUGGAAAAUGUGGCCAAAUGUUUGAAUUCUUCAUUAGAUCUUAAUUGUCAAUUGGUAAAGUUCACCCUGGUGUAAAAUUUACGAACAUCUUACUUGUUGAAAGAUGUAUAUAUAUUGCAACAUUUGCAACAUCUACCUGACGUUCACACUUCGGAUAAUCAACCAACAUCAACCAACACCUUAAGUACUUCACCGACUCUUGAACUUAGGGCGGCUGGGCAUGAGUUUAACGUGACAUUGCAUUCCAGAUUCCUUUUCAUUCUAACUGGCCCUUCUGUUUCCCUGCCACCAAGUUUCCCACUUGGCAUAACUACCUUUAGAUUAUCGCCACCUACAAUUACAUUAUAGCUACAUGAAGCCACGUUCGGGAUGGACUGGGAUCAAAAGUGCGGACUCCAUAUCCAAGGCUGCCUAAUGAUCAUCUUGUCAGUUCCUACGCUUCUACUGGGAAAAUGAAAAUGUAGAGAAGGCAAUCAUGAUUACCACUCGGCUGCAUCUAUUUAUAUUUUCUAUUUCAUAAAGAGUUGAGUCUUCCAAGAAUCCAAUUUUCUCCUCCUUAAUUAUGGUUUCUAAUGUCGUUAUAUAUUUAACGAUUCAUGGCAAUUUUACUUGUACAUAAAUUAUUUUUGUCUAUUCACAAGUUUUUUUGGCUCUAUCUCAGGGUUAUGCUGAUGCUGGGACUGUCAAACAAAAUUAUGUGAAUAUUUUGCUGAUGCUCUUACGACUUCGGCAGGCUUGUGAUCACCCACGUUUAGUUAAAGGAUAUGAUUCUUCUUCCAUUUGGAGGUCCUCUAUUGAGACGGCGAAGAAAAUUCCCAGAGAUAAACAAAUGGAGCUUCUGAAUUGUUUGGAGAGCUGUCUGGCUCUCUGCGCUCUCUGUAAUGUAUGUUCUUAUGCCCCUCAGUCCGGUAAACAGUAUUUUUUUCCUCUGUUCGUACUGUAUUUUGUUGAAUUUACAGUUCCUUUCAUGCAGAACUAUUUGAAGUUUUAUUAUAAAUUGGAUUUAGUCUUCUCAUAGGAUAUUUCUUCUCUAUUCGUGAGGUUGUAGACUUAUCGUACAAUUUUUAAUAGAAUGAGAAGACUUAGUCUCAGCUACAUGUUUACGAUGUUAUUUGGUAUGGGGCUGGAACAUUAGGAUCACUAGAAUUUCUUGCUUUGUUUUUUUUUCCCAAAUUUGAUGAUUCUGUUUCUAAAAUAUGUCUUGGGACAAUUUGAGAGCAGAAAUCUUGGGCGACAUGAAAGAAAGUCAAUUAAAUUAUAUGUCAUUGUUGUAUUAGAUCUUGAGUGAAAAUAGGAUUCGCUUAAGCGACAUUUCUUGCUGCGGAAGUAGUAAGGUAUUAGUCCUCUGCCAUGCUGAUGUAGGUUACCUUAACAACUAUCUAAGCAACCACACACUAUAUGGAGCUUAAAAUGCUUGUUUUCUCUUCAGGCCAUGAUGUGCAGGCAUUUUGGCUUUCACGUCUCGAUGCAUUUUAUGUCUGUCGUAAAUUAAUCCGUUUUUCCAAACUUGUGUAAAUGAUAAUGGUCAUAAUUAUAGAGAAAUUAAACUCAGGUUGAAUCAAGGGGUAUGGUCAUUCACCGUCUUCAAUCCAUCUCCUUUGAGUUAAGAGUAUCAAACAGUUAUUUAUACAAUUUUUCCACUUUAUUACAUCUAGUCAGCAUGUUACUUUAAAUGUGAUGUCACGUUUAUAAAGAGUGAGGUGUAACAUUCUGAUUCAAUGCUGUUAAAAUUUUGAAAAGAUAUGCCUUAAAUAACAUGAUGCCAGCAACAUUAUAACAUUACAUAAUAUGCAAAUUGAUCUUAUGGUACCGUUCUUUACCCAUAUGACAUUAUCCUUGUAGGAUCCACCUGAGGACGCUGUUGUUACCAUCUGUGGUCAUGUUUUCUGUAACCAGUGCAUAUCAGAACACCUUACUGGCGAUGAGGACCAUUGUCCUUCAGCUAAAUGCAAAGUUAAACUUACUGGGGCUUCUGUGUUUUCGAAAGCUACACUGAAGAGUUGUCUGUCUGGCCUCUCGGGAGAUGAUUGCCCCCAAUCAGCUGAGAUGACUGAGCCACCUGGGGCCCACAUACCCUCUGAUUCCUCCAAGAUCAAAGCCGCUGUUGAAAUUCUUCAAUCACUGCCCACAUACUAUGUCUCUACCUCUGGGAACGUUUGCUGCCCGCCUGAUGAAAAAUUUACUGAUUCCACUGAAUAUGCAUGUGGAACAGGUUCCUCAAGGCUCUCAAAUGAUGAAAAUGAUAAAAUAAGUCCUGAAAUGUCUAACUUUUCGAAGGCUUUGGUGUCAGAAAAAGCUAUCGUCUUUUCCCAGUGGACCAGAAUGUUGGACUUGCUAGAAGCCAGAUUGAAAAGUUCAUCGAUACAGUACAGGAGGCUAGAUGGAACAAUGUCGGUUGCAGCCAGGGAUAAAGCAGUGAAAGAUUUUAAUACUCUUCCUGAGGUUUUUUUGAUGAUAUUUCUCUCAAAUAUAUUUUUUUCUCUGUAUGUAUAGAAAAAGCCUUUUUCUUUGUUCCUAACUGUCUUUUCAUUUUUGCUGACAUAGGUUACAGUCAUGAUAAUGUCUUUGAAAGCUGCUAGUCUUGGAUUGAACAUGGUAGCUGCCUGCCAUGUUCUCCUCCUGGACCUUUGGUGGAAUCCUACAACCGAGGAUCAAGCAAUAGACAGAGCACAUCGAAUCGGUCAGACUCGUCCGGUUACCGUUUCAAGACUGACAGUAGAAAACACUGUUGAGGAUCGCAUAUUAGCCCUUCAGGUACAUCUUUUAUUGCAUCUGAAGUUGUCUUUUGGCAUUUUAAGAAGUUAAACAUUUUAAGAAGUUAAACAUUUUAAGAUCCAUAUUUCCUUCUUGAGGUUGUCUUUUGGUCUUUUGGUUUCACAUGGUGUGUGGAAAUCGAUUAUCAAACCUGGUUGUUUGGAUUUACAUUUAUUUUGUUCCGAAGGAUGUAAGAGAUCUCAUUUCAGAACGAGGAUGCUUUACUUGUUGCUCCGAGCUCUAGGAAUUGGCAAUAAGUAUGUCCUUGUCAACAAGUUUCCUGAUUUAUGGUAUUCCUUGCUGGUUCUUAUUUCACCUCUUCACCACGUACUUUGCUUUUCAUUGUUGGAUUGUAGGGUUCCGACUUUAUUCAGUGUUUCUUGUUUCCAAAUUUAAUUUAAUUGUAGGGCAAUGACUUUGUUUUUGGAUGGGAACUUUUCCCUGGAUGGCAUAGAUUGUUCCUUUUUAAGGAGAGAUGAUUUACUGUCCCAUUUUGUGUGGGUAGAAAUUUGAUCUUUGGUUAUAAAAUCAUUUAUGACUGAACCAGUAGGAUCAUAACUCUGGUGCAGCGAGUUGGAGACUACCUUGAAUACUGUUGCUUCUUUUUCCCUCGAUGAGUCUCUCUCUCUCCCUCUCUCUCUCUCUCGCUUGUAUCUUUUCCGUUUUUUGUCGGUAUUAAAUGCUUCAGAUGUUGUGGACCGUGGAUACCUCAGUGGGCUAUACUCUGCCUGUCGAACUGCAGGAAACGUCUUGGUAGGAAUGGGUUCAGUAGACUGGGCGGGAGGGGGGGGAUGGCUAGUAACGAGGAGGCAAGUUAACUCAUUAUGUGACCGAGGGAAGUGGCAUGGAGAUCCUGGUGUCAUCCGAGGUGAUCGGAAUGCUUCCAUGGUGCUGAGUAAAAUCUGGUGCGGUGUGGUUUCUUUCCUUGUUGCAUUAUCCCCGGAAAAUCAUUACCACGAGCCAGAGAUUUACCAUUUGCACCAUCUGGUAAACAUCAGGGCCCAACAGUCCCCCAUUGGAAUACUAUAUAUACCACUGUUUUAUAUCAGGGUUUUGUUUUUGUCACCUGGAAUACCCUAUAGACUGUAUCUGCAACGAAGGCGUUUUGUCUCAUGUGAACCAUGUCUGAUCUUCUUCUUCCAUGCAGGAGAAAAAGAGAGAAAUGGUGGCUUCUGCCUUUGGAGAGGAUGGGUCGGGUAGCCAUCAGUCGCGCCUUACCCUGGAGGACCUAAGAUACUUAUUUAGGGUCUGA